Messenger RNA from Aspergillus puulaauensis, 1788 nucleotides. Its product is annotated as T6SS phospholipase effector Tle1-like catalytic domain-containing protein. Bases 1 to 1788 code for a protein of 595 amino acids. The record is from RefSeq and is a predicted model, not a curated record. The transcript has a single exon. NCBI's taxonomy places the organism in Eukaryota, Fungi, Ascomycota, Eurotiomycetes, Eurotiales, Aspergillaceae.
AUGCUGGAUCGCAGCAAGUCCCAUCAGUUCCAUUAUUACCAACCAGGUAUUGGAACAUACGUAACGACUACUACAUUGUCUCAUACCAGUCGCUUGCAACGGAUCAAGUCUGCGUACCAGAAAGCCAAGGAUUCCGCGGUCGGGUCUUCCUUUGAUGAGCACGUCAUGGGCGGGUACAAGUUUCUGAUGAGAUUCUACAACCCCGGUGAUGAAAUUUACUUCAUCGGCUUCAGUCGAGGAGCCUAUGUCGCACGCUUCUUAGCGGAGAUGCUUGAUUUCAUCGGAUUGCUCGAAGCAGGAAACGAGGAACUUAUUCGGUUUGCUUGGAAGACAUUCGCAAAGUGGCAGCAGCGAGGGGGGGACAGCGAAGAAGACAAGGAGGAGAAAGAGAAGCUCUUCCGUUACAUGAAGGCGUUCCGAGAAACAUUCAGCCGACCCAUCACCAGGAUCAGAUUUAUGGGUCUGUUCGACACGGUCAACAGUGUCCCAAGAUUCGAGUCGGCAUGGAUGCAGCGGAGCAAGUUUCCAUAUACAGCUCGGAGUUCCGCCAAGGUCAUUCGACAUGCUGUAGGCAUUGACGAACGCCGGGCUAAGUUCCGGCAAGACUUGAUCUCCGAGGUCAAGCCCUCGAAGAGAAAGCACGCGCAUCGUCAUCAUCCCCAUUUGCACCGUCACCAUAAGCAGCAACAGAACGGUGGAGCCGCCGCCGAUAAUGUGCCGGAGAUUGUCCUGAACGAUGAUCAGCAUGCUGAUGAAAAGGUUAAUGGAACUGGAAACAUCACAUCCCACGAUCAGGACGACAAGAAAUCUGUCUAUCGAAGCGCGCGUAGUUCUCGCGAGAGUCUCCCUUCAAAUCGCUACCGUGCACCCUCCCCGGUAUCUGCUAACAGGAACAGGUCUGGCCUUGCUGUUCCGAUUGCUACCGGAUCCACAGAGGAUCUUACCUCAAUCCGAAGUGGGCAAUCUGGGAUUUCGCUUCAGGUGCCGACGGAUGCCCAUGUUGUAAACGAUGAUGGUGACGACCAGGAGCAAGACAUUCAGGAGGUAUGGUUUCCUGGCGGACACGCAGAUAUCGGCGGAGGCUGGACCCUAAGGGACGGCGAGAGCUUCGCUUUGAGUCACGCACCAUUGGUUUGGAUGGUCCAAGAAGCUCUGGCUGCAGGCCUCGAGUGUGACCCCGCAAAAAUGAAGCAAUUUGAGUGUCUCGAGGAGUUUGAGGGGGAAUACAGCCCCAUUCGAGAUGUCAAUUGGCAAAAGAGCUGGUGUGAAGAUCCAGCCCAUGAUCAUGACCAUCAUGAGAACGGCAAUGGGAAGGAGAAGUCUGCCGACGGGGAGCAUGAGUCACCAAGCAAGUCAAGUCAAAGAUUCAAGGCUGCCUUGUACGCCUCCAGCACGGAGGGUUACUUGCACGAUUGUCUAUCAUUCCGCAGUGGCUUGCCAACGUUUUCAGUUAUCACCUGGAAGCUGAUGGAGUAUUUACCGUUCCGCCGCAUGGAUCUACGUGAGGACGGCUCGUGGGAACCGAUCUGCUGGCCGUUGCCCUGCGGAGAAGUACGUGACAUCCCGAAUGAUGCACAAAUCCAUGUGUCGGUGAUCCGGCGCAUGAGGAAGGAUGAGAAGUACCGCCCAGGGAAUCUCAUCCUUGGUGGCGGAGGACGUGGAGUCCGAUUUGCUCCGCCAGAAGCUGGGAUGGGUGAAUGGGUGAUCAAGAACUUCGCAGGCGACCCAGUUCGGGAAACCUAUAUACGGAAAAGCGUCGCCAACGUGUGCAAGGAAGAGCACGAUUAA